Messenger RNA from Perca flavescens (yellow perch), 3057 nucleotides. RefSeq names its product sterile alpha motif domain-containing protein 9-like. Bases 1 to 3009 code for a protein of 1002 amino acids. The transcript has 3 exons. Gene Ontology annotation, molecular function: protein binding. Gene Ontology annotation, cellular component: cytoplasm. Gene Ontology annotation, biological process: regulation of apoptotic process. NCBI's taxonomy places the organism in Eukaryota, Metazoa, Chordata, Actinopteri, Perciformes, Percidae. The record is from RefSeq and is a predicted model, not a curated record.
AUGGCAAAUGGACCAGCCUUGUCCACUGCUAGAAGUGGGGAAAUGUUGGAUGUUCUCAAUGCAAAUCAGUUUGAAGGAGAGUUCAUUGAUCCAAAAGUUGUUAAACAGGCAGAGGAAAACUUUUACAGAGGGGCCCCACCCAAAUGGUUAAACUUUUACAUUAGUGGAACUCUUUUCAUCAAACGAGAUGGAUACGACAAACUUGUGGAUCAAAUUCAACAACAGAGGAAAUUCCCCGGAAUAUCAACUGUUAAACUAUUCCACCAGCCAGGUUGUGGGGGGACCACACUGGCAAUGAAGGUGUUAUGGGACUUGAGAAAAACCUUCAGAUGUGCUGUUUUAACAGGCUCAACCUCAGACAUCACAAAUGUUGCGAAGGAGGUGGUCCACCUUUUCACAGCAGGCAGUCAACGUCACCAGAAAACUGUGCUGAUGUUAGUGAAUGAUGAGCAGAUUUUGGAAAUUCUGCAAGACAACAUUAUGCUAAAGAUUGCUGAGCAGCAGAUAGUCACCCGUAUGCCUGUGGUGAUAUUCCUUAACUGCGUUAGAAAUGAUGCCCUUCUACAAAACAGUGACCAUGUCGUACUAAAACAAAAACUUUCUGACACAGAGAAGCAAAAAUUUGAUGAGAAAAAGAAAGAACUUUGUAGAAAGUAUAAUUACAAAUGCAACCAAUUCCAUGGCUUUAACAUAAUGCAAACUAAUUUCUCUCAAGCUUAUGUCAAACAAGUAUGCAAAGUAUUCAGCACAGUCCGAAGUGCAAAUAAACCAAAGAAAACCCAGCUUGCUGCCUUCAUAUCGCUGCUGAAUGCCUAUGUACCAGGCUCAUAUCUCCUGGAGUCUCAGUGCCUGGACUUCUUCAAACAUGAUGACUACAUUCAUGGAGACUUUUCACUGGAGGACAGAAUGGAGCCCUUUAGCCAUCUCAUCAUCACCUUCCAAGAAGCAUCUGGAAAAAAAGUCUGCAUGGCUCACCCUAUGAUAGCAAAGUGUUGUACUGAAUUGAUGGUAGAGGCGGGCGUAGCCAGAAGUAACACAGCAAGAAACCUAUUGAACACUUUGUGCAGAGAUGAGGUUCCUGCAUUUUUGGUUGGUUUUGUCAAAGACAUGUUAACCAGGAGAAGACCAAAAAUAGAAGAGAACCAAAUCAAUAGUACAGAGAUGAAAGAGGAGCAAGAAAGAUUUUCUCGACUGAUUCUAGAUAUUCAAAGGACAGAGGAUUAUGUCCAGAGUGCAUCUGUUUUAAAGAUGGCAUCAAAAAAGUUUGAUCAAAAUCCAUUUUUUCCACAAGCACUUGCUCGUUUUUAUUACACGGAACUAAAAGACUACAACCUGGCAGAAAUGUGGGCAAAGAGAGCAAAGGAAAGAGAUCCCCAAAGUUCAUUUAUUGCAGACACACUGGGCCAAGUCCAUAAGAACCACCUGAAGAACAUAGAGCAUCCUGCCAAUCCAAGAGAAAUUUUGCAACUGGCCGCAAAGGCCAUUAAGGCUUUCAAAGAUGAAGAACAACUUGCUGAAAAUGAACGUGGGAUAGAGAUGAAAGGAGAUGGCGAGACCAAAAUCUCACAUGUUUUUAACAACAGAGGGAUGUUUGGUUAUCUACAAGUUUGCAACCUUGUGUAUGACCGACUUGUCAGUCAGAAUGAAACUUGGAUAGAAGUUCUCACAAAGAAAGUGUCCUUGCAGUCUGUCCUGGGAUCACUUGGAGACAACAAACUCUUCAGAUUUAACCAUCUAAUAAACAGCCUAAGAGAUGAGGUUGAGAGAAAAUGUGCAUUUUUUGAUAAAUAUCUUACUUACUCAAAGCCUGACAUGAAGAAAGAUGAUCCCUCAUACAUUUCUAGAGACACCUCAGACUGCUACAGGAAGUAUGUCGGAGACUACCCACCAAAGCAUUUCAAAGACAAAGGUGCUGAUCUCAUCCAGAAGCUUAAGCAAAACCGGGCAGACACAUCUGCUGGAGUACUCUCAUGUCUUGACAGAGAAUGCGCUGAAUCAGACCUUAAGGAAAUAACUACAUGGUGGGAAGAAAUCUUUUCACAGAGAGAUUCGGUCUCAGCUCUGGCCAACUACAUCCUCAAUCAUAUUGUGUUAAAAAAUCUGAGAGCAAUGUUUCCUUCUGAUUGCAAUGAUUUAACUGUGUUUAAACCAAAAAUGCCUCUGAUCCCCGAAGAUUCACCUGAGCUCCAGAUGUUAACCCUCCUCCUGUGCUGGCCUUCAGACAGUAAAGAGAAAUGUGUCCUUGACCUCAAUGAAUUAAUUCUGCUUAUGCACCACUCCUAUGAACGUGCAUAUAAGAGACACUAUCGAUCAAGGUACCUCCCCCCUCUGUUUUUCAUUGGAAAAGGUCAAGAUCUGACCAGAAUUGUUCACAGAAAGGUCCUCAAAGAAAUGUUUCUUGAACAAAAUGAGGAAACAAUACAAGAUUGGAGCAACAACUGGAGCAACGAGAAGAUUUUCAAAGAUCCGACGAUCCAAGCACGCCUUCUCAAAGUUGAAGGGGUGGUACGAAACUACAGAGUCUAUGCAAGAAUUGAUGGUAAAGAGAUUGAGAUGGAUGCAAACCUCCGAAACAGCCUCUGGAGAUCACGCCAAGUUUCCUUUUACAUUGGAUUUACCAUCAGAGGUCCUGUAGCCUUUGCCAUCCAGACAAAACCUGCAGAAAAGGUACAAUCCCCAGAGAUGGCUAGCUCAGAACCCAAGGAAAUAAAACCACAACUCUCUCCAUGGACGGAUAAAAAUCGAGGUCAUUUCGUAGAUCUCCAUCAGACAGAUCUGAUUAACAGAGUGACUGAUACAGAAGGCAUCCUGUUGAAGCUCAAGGAUAGGGGGUUGAUUUCAAAUGAGAACUAUGAGGCUGUGAGAGCUGUAAAAUCCAGAAAAGACCAGAUGAGUGGCAUUAUUCAGAGUUUGACUUCCAGCACAAUGGGCAAAGACGCUCUCUGUGACAUCCUUAGAAGGAUGAAGAGUAUGAGGCCUCUCAUCAAUGAGCUUGAGGGAUCUGAUUAAAGGAGCAAAAUGUACAAGUACAAAUAUGUGUUGUAGCUUUUGACAUUA